AUAUUUACACGAAUUUUGAUAACGACUUUUGCCGAAGUUCGCUCAUUGUCAUUGCUCCCGGUUGCGAUCGCAUUCAAUGUGGAUGAUCGCGAUGAACGAUCGGUUAUAAAUGUGCCUCGAACUGACACUGAAGUAAUAUACAUACAAAGUUGGUAACUCCGGAAUGUAAAUGUUAUUUUCAAGCUUCCAACCUUCAGGAGUGCGUUUACGUCGUUGAUGCUCAUGUAUUACGGCGAAAUCUUGGUAAUACCACAACGCUUACCUCAUCAACCAUUGGUAUAUGCGGAAAUCCAAGGAAUAAAGAAUCGGCAUUGGAUCAACAGUCUCAUAUUACAACCUACUUUGACCCAACCAUAAAGUAAGCAAUGGAAGCAAUAAUUCAGGAUCUCAACAUUCCCAAGCGCCAGAUAAGGGAAACGCGCUCCCCCAAUCGAUUCCAGCUGCUGGCCCAUAAAUCAUGGCUGAAGACGAUUUCCCAAAGCGGGAAAGUGACCAGCGAUUUUCCUCUUUAUGGUAGCGACGCAUUCGAGUGGCCCCGCGGGGGACCGAGCAGCGCCUGGUCCCGGGUUUACAUCAGCGUCUACAAGAAACACCCCACCAAAGUGAUCCCGCUGCCGCGCAACAAACUGCUAGCCAAUCUCAACAACGGCGAUGCGCAUCCUUCGGAGAACGAAGAUCCACUCCACUACUCGCAACUCUUGCAAUAUGUCUCCCAGACAAACCACAAGAACCUCUGGAAGGCAGCCUACCGUAAGUAUGCCGCUUCUCGGCCUGAUCAGCACCAACCUUCUUCGGGAAGUGCAAGCAACGCCCAGCAACAUUCCACCGGCAUGGGCAGUUUCGACAAUGGCAAUAGCACCACUAUCAGCUGCAACAACAGUACAAAGAAGCUACAGCAGGAGAACAUCAACAUAUCAGCAGCACUGCUACCGUAUGACUUUGUGCUGCGGGAAGCGUUGACUCGUACUUACGGCUGUCGGGUCGUACGAUUGAAUGUCUGUGCCGAAGAAGGAGGCGUAGUCACGGAACAGACCUGCUCACUGAUGCAACCUCAUGCUAAUCUGUACCCAGUGCUGGGAGCAAUCGAAACGAACAUGAAUCUGUAUUUGAUUUUUGAUCCGUAUAUUGAAAAUAACCUGUUGGAUUGCGUUACCUACAGUCCGGCUAUCUUAGAAAAAUCUCACAAUAAACCGUUGUUCUUGAUAUAUCAAUUGCUGAAUCUGAUGAAAUCACUACACGAUCGUGGAUUGAACAUGGGUAACGUUGAGCUGGGAGAUAUCUAUCUGACGGAAAACCUAUGGAUUAGAGUGAUUCCUAAUCUAGAAGCAAACCUGUUGGAGUUUGACGACGAUCUUCAACGACAGCUGGAGGAACUAAGUUCGAACCGGUUGAUUUUGAGUAGAGAUUCGAAAGUGAGACUUCUCAAAGGACUCGAUCUCAAGUACUCCUUGAAGGACUACUGUGAAAUGUGGUGUCAUGGACAGUUGUCAAACUUCGAUUAUCUCACGAUCCUGAACAACCUGGCUGGCCGAAGAAUCGGUUGCCCCGAGCAUCAUCAUAUCAUGCCGUGGGUUACAGAUUUCUCUACCAGAAACGGCCAAAUUUGGAGAGAUCUGAAGAAGUCAAAGUAUCGGCUGAACAAAGGCGAUGCGCAGUUGGACUUGACGUUCCACUCUGCGGUAGGCACGGAAGGGACUGUCCCUCAUCACGUAUCGGAUGUACUCUCGGAGAUAACCUAUUACGUUUACAUGGCACGAAGGACACCGAAAUCCGUACUGUGCAAGUACGUUAGGCCGAUAUGGGUACCAGCGGAAUAUCCCGUUUCGAUACAGCGCCUGCACGAAUGGACCCCAGAUGAAUGCAUUCCGGAGUUUUUCACGGACCCAUCAGUAUUCAAAAGUAUUCACGAAGAUCUUCCGGAUUUGGAGGUACCUAUUUGGGCUACUUGUCCAGAAGACUUCAUCGCUAAACAUCGUGAAGCGUUGGAGAGUCAGUAUGUAUCGGAGAAACUGCAUCACUGGAUUGAUCUCACAUUUGGCUAUAAGCUGACUGGCUCGUCAGCGAUAAAGUCGAAAAAUGUCUGCCUAUCUUUGGUUGAUAAACAUCAGAAUCUCUGUCAGCGGGGAGUUGUGCAGCUGUUUACCAAUCCCCAUCCAGCGAGACAGUUCUCUACCAUUUGGAACGGCAAAACACCCCCAAGACUUUCUACGCUACAAGAGUCUCGGCAGAGGUUGACUCGAAGCUCGGAAGAUCUCUCACGACAGGGUUCCAGCUCUGGAUACUCUGGAUCAGAGUCUGGGUUUUACCCAGAGUACUCUUCUUCGCCACAGAGCCGAUACUCGUCUCAAAUUCUACGCUCGGGUAAUUUCAAAUCUGAAUCCAUGGAGCGAUCAACAAGCUAUCACAUUAACGUUCAAGCUAAAGCACCGUCGGUAUUAGCAUUGCCGAAGAAUUACAACCCAGUUGCUCAAUUGAAUGCCGUGGAAAACUUGGGAGUUUUCGUAUCCAAGACCUUCCAAUCAUCGCUAGCAUCGGACACUUCCGGAAAUGAUGCAGUUAAAAACAAACUGCUGGAUGAUGAUUUUGAGCUGUGGAACAUAAGCACUGCGAGUAGUUACGAUCGAGAGUUGGGCUACGAAAGCAACUCGUUUACAAACCGUUUGUUUUCCGAAGCCUACGAAGCAUCUUUGAUGAAGGAUAGAAAGAUGUUCCAGAAUUUGCGUUCACAGAGUCAACAGUAUCAACCAAGCUCAAAACAUACAUUCAAACAGCUGCUCUUGGAUGUAAGAACCAAAGAUCUGAAGGUGUUGGGAUGUCUGAUUGUUGAGUUGUUCUUGGCAGCAAAGUUACGACCGCUGGGGAGCUGCGUUCAGCAAGACUUUGAAAGUAGGUUGGAAUCUUGCGUGAAACUCGUUAGAAAGGAUAUCAGAUUAGUACCGGUGUGCGUUCAGUAUGCUGUCAAAUUACUGCUUGGGAUUGAUUCUUCUGAUUUGGAUACAACUGUAACUGAGAAAGGCCUUCCACAACCCUCUCCACAUCAAUUCUUACAGCCACUGCUUUCGAGUCUAUUGAUUCCAUUUCCAACGCAAUAUCUCCGCAUUUAUCAGACCAUAAAAGCUCUCAGUCAUUUCGAUGAGUCUACUUACCUUCUUGAUCUACACACUUUCUUUGACUGUGACGGCAAAAAUUGCUCUCGGUACGUGAACCUCGAUAAACUCCGCAUAGAUUUCCGUCGAAGAAUCGCUGAAUGUAAAGUUAACUGCUGUGUCGCACAGACAGAAGGCCUUUUGGAACCGUGUGGGACAGAACAAUACUCAACCGUUGAACUACUUCUUCCACACUUUAUCGAACUGAUCAAAGCCGACGAUACCUCUAUCCUAGCUGCAUGGAAUCUCUUCGAUGCCAUCUCAACCGCUUUAGGAACCAAAGGAACUCAACGACAUCUUUUGCAACCGAUUUUACUUCUCUAUGAAUCGGAUGAUACCGAAUCUAGAAUCAACCAACAACAAAAUGCUCCUGUAAGCUGCGACCCUGGAGCUUUGAAAUUCACCAGAAAUUCCUCCUUCAAGUCUCGGAAAUCCGUAAAACUCUAUCACCACAGCUUUCUCCUGAAACUAAUAGUUCGCUUCGGCUUGCGCUGCUUCCUGGAAAACUUCAUAGCCCCCCUGGUAGAAGCAGUCGGUGGCUACAAAGAUGCUGAUCUCAACCAACCGUACCAUUUCCAUGAAAACCUUCCUCUGGGUGAUUUCCGAAGAUCUCGAUCAUGCAGAAACUUCAAGCUUAAGGGCGACACCAUCAUCGAUCCAGCAUCUGACAAUGGUAACAAGACCACCCCUGGACACGAGUCGUUGUCCAUCUCCAACACUCUAGUCUCCCCGGAUGCAUCCGAUAAAACGCUUUCUCCCACAGUUGCUCAAAAUCUUCCGCUGGACGAUGGAUCUAUCGACGAGGAUAACGAAGAAAUGUUCAGCUUUGACGAAGAUCCACCGCUGGAGCAAGGGAAGAAGUUUACGACUAUCAUCAAUGUCGGAGGAGACGAGCUCAGCGAUUCGGAAAUGGAGACGGCAAUGAAGAAAAUUAUCGAGGAUUUCGAUAUGAAAGCGGAUACGAGCAGUUUUGAUUUGCCGUUGAAUCACUCGCAAGCGGAGGAAGCAAUUGAAGAUGCACUAGAUAACGAGUUUGCUUUUUCGCAGGAGAUGCUAACGGGAAGCAUGGAAAAGCUCAAUCUAACCAUAGCCGUUACUUCGGAACCUGACGUUGAGAAAGAUGAUCCAAAAUCUCCCACAAUUCCUAUACCCUCUUCAUUCCGGAGAAGUAUUGAGUUCAAUUCGAUAGGCUGUGAAAUUGGGAGUAAGAAAAGUGUAGACUCCAUGGAAUUCCUGUGUAAAACUCCACGUGAAGAUAAAAUCGAUCCUUCCUCGAAGAAUGCUGCAGCUGGAAACCCCAGCGUUCAUAGAGCUACCGACGCCACUAAGACCCGAUCUACUCGCAUUUCUGAGAUGAGCUCAGAAAGCUUGAUUUGGUUAUCUCAUCGCCUAGGACCUGUUCUGACCGCACGCUACCUCACCCGGAAUCUGCUGAAGAUGCUUACUCUCUGCUACGUUGGUCCUGAGAAUCUGGUUCCCUGUGAUACAUCCUCCCGUUGUCAUUCCGGUAGCAGUCUCAACUAUUUCACGAUAUCUGAUGGCUGCGUAGCUGGCGAUGAAGCUGCUCAACGCGUUAUCGAAUGUCUUACCUCAAUAUCGGCUCUCUUUGGUGAUCAGUUUAUUUUGCUCCAGUACUUUCCUCAUGCCAGCGAAUUGAUCGCUCUCUGUCGCAAGAAAACCACUCAAACACUAGAAGGAGGCUUGAUUAGUUCGCUGCAGCUGAUUAAAUGUCUGAUUCCGUACCUGAACGAUAGCACCGUGAUGGACCAGCUACAGGACUUCCUGCUGCGCUCAAUCAUUCAUCCGAUCAUUCGUUUGCUAGAGUCAACCAAAUUUGUUAUGCCUAGUGGAUUCCUAGCUCGUUCAGUUCUUGCCCGGAAACUCAUCGAUACUCUCUACGUAAUCUCAAUUCGCAUUGGUCGCGAAAUGACCAGGGAACACAUCUGCGUUCCCGCAUUACAGCGAUUCUUCUUGAUAUUCGACAAGGCAUAUGGUCGCAGCGAGCAUUUCAGGGACUUCAAGUACCGCAAUGACUCCAGUCCCUGUAGCUCCGGAACUGAAGACUCGCACAUAAUCGAGUUUCGCCGUGAUGGAGGGACGAGGGAGCUCUCCGUAAGUGGCCCAGAAAUACGUCCAGCUCGUACGAAAGGUCAUGAACCGCUGGAUAGCUAUACUCCUCCGAGUGCCCUGGAUGCAAAUCUACAACUCGAGCAUGAAUCACGACCUCCCAUCCAAGGUUGCGUUCGAUCGAAAGCCAUGGAAGAAAUCCGGGAUGUUUUCACGCCAAAUCUUGCCUACUGUGCAUUCCUGCCGUUUCUCAACUACCUCGGCCAGUUUGAGAUGUCCCAAACGCUGAAAAAUAUGGCCUUGGUAUUGAAUCUCUGCCACGAUCACGAACAGCCUGACUAUUCCCGAGAAAAUUACGCCCGAUUCAAUUCCGAAGCCGAUCGAGAUGCCGAAGAAAACCAGCUGGAUUCGCUCAACUGUUCGAACACAUUCGGUUCCAACAUCAUCGGCAAUCGGAUCGAGGUUCGCAACGAUUCCAACAAAAUUGAGCUGGAACAAAAGGAGCUACUUGGGAUGGUGACGUACCGUUUGGAGCAGGUGAACAGUGCCAGAAAUUUACGGGGCAAUUGGUUGGCAUACUGGGAACAUGAAAUUGGCCGAUCGGACAAGGAUAGCCGGUUCAAUUUGAAACAGAUCAAGCUGCAAACGUAUAGCGGACACACGAACUCCAUUAAAGCAGUGCUGGCACUGGACAAUGAGAAUAGUUUCAUUUCGGCUUCGAAGGACAAAACCGUCAAACUGUGGUCGCUGAGAAGCGAAGGUGAUGGCAGCAAGAUAUCGUCCUGCCAGUUCACCUACACUAACCAUCGGAAAUCGGUGCAUUCGUUGGCGUUCCUGGAAUCGAUGAGAUUGACAAUUUCGUGCGACUCUGGUGUCCACUUGUGGGAUCCGUUCGUGGGUGCCCAGAUCGGCCAGCUGGAUGUUCCUAAGUAUACUCCAGUCUCGGUGGUGAGAACUUUCCCAUCGCCUAGUUGCUUGGUAUUGGCCGGAACGGCUGACAGCUGUAUCCGCAUGAUCGACGCUCGCACCUUCAGUUACUGCAAUGAAUGGCGAGUAUCCAGUUCACCGGUCGGCUCGGUUCGAACCAUUGCUGUUUCGCCUUCCGGAGCAUGGAUCGCCGUUGGGCUCAGUUCCGGUCAUGUAACCGUCCUCGAUGGACGAACCGGGUUUAUCAUUUCCUCCUGGAGAGCGAAUGACAGUGAUCUACUACAGCUGUUGGCACCAAACGAGAACCAGCUGAUUAGUACCAGCUUGGAUUACUCCGUAAGCGUGUGGAACCCUGGCACUGGAAACUUGCAGUUCAAUUUGAAAAACCGUCCCGAACCAGUUCACUGCUUGACCAAUAAUGGACCGGAGCUGAUCGUCGGAACGCCCACCAACCGUAUCGGCGUCUACGGAGCCAUCAGUACGGAUACGACUUUUUCGUACACCAAGCUGCGAUCGGAGACGUUCAAGGGAGUGCUGACCAGUUUCGCUUUGCUUCCGCUCAACCGAAUGCUGCUGGUCGGAGGCGACAACGGUACCAUUAGUUUGCUUUGCUAGAAGGGAACUUUACCAGGUGUGACAGUUCUGAAUUGUUAUAUGUUUGAUACAGUGUGCAUUCCUUACUCAGUCGAAAUCUUAUCACUGCUACACUACCUGGAUCAAUUCCGAAUACCAUUCCAAAGCCAGAAGAACGGCAAACGUGCGGUAUAGUUACGUGAUUUUUGUUUGAUGUUUUGUGGGUUAUAAUUAUUGAAUACUUAUUGAUAUGUAUUUGUAUCUUAUACACAUCUAGUGUGAUUAUAUGAGAAUUGAUAUUGUGAAGAAACGCAUACCAAAACUAUUAUUAAAUAUAAGAAUGAUUGAUUAGAAUGAAA
Messenger RNA from Aedes aegypti (yellow fever mosquito), 7072 nucleotides. RefSeq names its product WD repeat-containing protein 81 (gene Wdr81). The record is from RefSeq and is a predicted model, not a curated record. Gene Ontology annotation, cellular component: mitochondrion. Gene Ontology annotation, molecular function: phosphatidylinositol 3-kinase regulator activity; protein binding. NCBI's taxonomy places the organism in Eukaryota, Metazoa, Arthropoda, Insecta, Diptera, Culicidae. The coding region runs from base 366 to 6755 and encodes 2129 amino acids. Gene Ontology annotation, biological process: aggrephagy. The transcript has 6 exons.